Caenorhabditis angaria is the source of this 953-nucleotide messenger RNA. Lineage: Eukaryota; Metazoa; Nematoda; Chromadorea; Rhabditida; Rhabditidae. The record is from the annotation of a GenBank genome assembly.
AUGAUUACCAGGAAAAAUCAGGAUACUGUAGUUGUGAUAAAUAGGAAUGAAUAUUUUGCUGAUCCGAAGGUACAAAUCGAUAUUUCGAAAUAUAAAGAGCCAGGUAUACUUAUUUUGAUGAGGAAAAUAUUGUAAAAAAAAAUGCUUAGGGCCCAAAUUUCCGGAUGGUUCUAUCAAUUGGCAAUGUCCUUGUAUGGCUGGUGGAUCGCUAGUUUCUCAUAGGUGAGACUUUUGCAAAAAAAAAAGUUUCUUGAAAAUUUUCCCCAAGAAAUUGAAAUCAAAUAUUGAAGUAAUCGUAAAAUAUUGAUUUUUAUUCAUUUUCCCAGAAUUCUGAAAAUACGCAGAUAUUGUCGAAGUUAAAACAUGUGGCAACCGUAAAAAAUAAAAACCAGUGCAAAGCUGAAUGAAUGACAAACUCGUUACUUCGUCAGUCGCGAGCGGCUGUGCGCUGCGGUUGAAAAACAAUCAAUAAUCCAUUUUUUCCUUUGUUUCCCGACCGCGACGCACAGCCGCACGCGACUGACGAAAUAAUGACUUUGUCGUUCAAUCAGCUCUGCACAGGGUUUUAUUAUUUAUGGCUGCCACAUUUUUCAACUACGACAAUACAGUAGACCUGAUAUUUGAAAAAAAAAAUAAAAUUUCAGAAUCUGAAUCUGAAUCUACAGUAACCAAAUCUCAGUUUAAAAAAGCACAUAUUUUCAGUAACCCAAAAAAAACUCUGAUUUUUUCCAGAUGCGGCAAUUUUUUCCGCGAAUUGUACAUUUGUAUGAAAUCUGAUGAAUCCAAAGAUGCCAGUGUCAAAUGCCCAAAUCAAUUUGUAAAUUGGGCGGCGUGUAUGCAAAAUAUGAGUGGUAAAUAAGAUUUUCCAAAAUUUUCCCUCAAAAAUUUCUGAAAUUUCAGCUGAAAAACGAGAAAUGAUGAGGAAGGCGAUGACUGAAACAACAACUUCGUAG